AUGGUCCUACCGCUGCUUGUGGCGACAUGUAUAGCUUUCAUGUUUGAUGUUUGCAGUUCGAAAACUAUCAUUCAUGAACUGAACAUUUCCAGGAUAACAUCGCCCACGGGGAAGCAGUUAAUUUCACUUAACGGAGCGGCCAAUUCCCUGGGUCCAGUAUUCCGCGUCCAGGCUGGCGAUUCCCUGAAUCUUCUGGUGAAUAACGAUAUCUGUGAAGAUCAAGAUUUGCCAGUAUAUGGAGAAGACUAUUGUAAUACGUCGAUUCAUUUCCACGGCCUGGUGCUGGAAAAUGAAGCUGGCGGCAAACUGGGAGCAUUGUACGAUGGUGUACCUGGUGUUACACAGCGUAGUAUCCCGCCACAGAUGUCCUUUUGGUAUAACUUCACAAUUCCAGCUUCUUUGGAGGGAGGAACGUAUUGGUUUCACUCGCAUUCUUCGGUGCAAUACGGCGAUGGUCUUCGAGGAAUCUUUUUGGUUGACUCAUCAAAAAGAGACGAGUAUCUUAAACGAGUUGUUGCUAAGUUGGAUUCAGAUGGUACUGCCGGCGAAUUGCUGACAGAUCUACCGGAAAACGGGAGUUCCAAAAAGAUCCAUGAGGAAGUUCUGGCAGUUUCUGAUUGGUACAGUAAAUCUAGCGUGGACAUUUUGAAAGAAGUCAUGAGCCCAACAGGAGGACCGGAUCCUCGCGUGGAAGGAUCUACGCUCAAUGGUGAUCAAAACUCUGUAAACUUUCCAAUAGAUGCAGAAGUCGAGUACGUCGCCUUGAGAAUUAUAAACGUCGGAAUGAGCGGUACGAAUGUCCUGCACGUGGAAGGUCUACGACUAUGUGUUGUAGAAACCGAUGGAGUGUUAACUAAGCCCUACAUGAUCGACACAUUAUCCAUAGCAGUUGGUCAGAGAUUUACGGUCUUGGUCAAAGUCAAUAAGGAAACGUCCAGUGCUCGUAUCAUACAUGGUUGCGGAAAAAUGAUGGGAUAUAUCACCAAAACGCAUUGGCUGACGCGGCCAGGAGUCGAUCCUGGUAGCUCAUUCCAAGGAAACAUGCGGUCUCUGCCCGGUUUGGACAAAAGUGAAAGAUAUAGAGAUUUUGUUCCUAGAAAUGGAGACUUACUUCCGGCCCCUGCACAACAGAUUUCACUGGACUACGCGUACGAAAGCGAUUUGAAGGAAACGUAUCAGACAGGAAUGUAUGCUGUCAACGGUGACACGAUGCCGGAGUUUAUUCCGGAUGGAGUAUUGUUAGAGGGUGAUCGAGGUAUAAGAAAACCAAUUGAAUUAUCUACUAAUCAAGUGGUAGAGAUAGCCAUAAAUGCUAUAGACCAUAUGACGCACCCUUGGCACAUGCAUGGGCAUACCUUUCAAGUCAUAUCAGUGGGACGCGGCCACGACGGUCCGUUGUAUUAUGAUAACCCAGGAAGCACUGCAAUGCGUCGGUAUCUCGACGAUGUAGACGCAUGGGAGGGGAAAGUUCCCAUGACGCGUGAUACGAUAAACAUUCCCGGGAAUUCAUACGCGGUAAUUCGGUUCAACGCAAGUAACCCGGGGUUUUGGCUUCUGCACUGUCAUGUGGAAUGGCACAUGGCCAAAGGUUUGGGUGUGAUUUUGGCCGAAGGAGACGCAAAAGUGGACGCUGUUGUCAGCGCUUUCAAGACAUUCCAGCCGCCAGAAAUAUCAAGUGCCAGCGAGGCUCAGGCUACCACGGAAGUUACAGCUUCUCCCACUGAAAGUACCACGUUAGAUUCAUCUCAAAACGUACAGCUGCAGUCACAACAAAAGGGUUCCAAAGCGAAAGUUCUGGUUAUUUACGUCGCUAUCAUGUGCAUUUUCAAUGCAGGGAUUGGGCUCUUCUUUUUCCCGCGACGCUAG
Messenger RNA from Lachancea lanzarotensis, 1866 nucleotides. It is a transcript of the gene GMC1, whose product is annotated as LALA0S11e01376g1_1. Gene Ontology annotation, biological process: reductive iron assimilation; cellular response to iron ion starvation. Gene Ontology annotation, cellular component: high-affinity iron permease complex. The coding region runs from base 1 to 1866 and encodes 621 amino acids. The record is from RefSeq and is a predicted model, not a curated record. Lineage: Eukaryota; Fungi; Ascomycota; Saccharomycetes; Saccharomycetales; Saccharomycetaceae. The transcript has a single exon. Gene Ontology annotation, molecular function: copper ion binding; ferroxidase activity.